AUGAACACUCCGCCCGACCCUCGAAAAUCGGUGGUGCUCCGCCUCUUCGUGGAUCAAGAUCAAUCCUCGGGUGUCGAUACUUUCCCCGAACGCCACAUUACAUUGCACGACGGCAGGGACGGCGGGAGCAGCAUCACAAUCGGACGGGCUUCCAAGCUCUCCACUAAAGGCUUUAUCGCCAGUGCCGAAAACGCUUGGUUUGAUAGUCCGGUGAUGUCAAGACUACACGCCCGACUAUCGGCCAAGCUGGAUGAUAGGGUACAUUGCCACACAUUUUCAGUUUAUAUCGCCAUACUAACUGCCGAACAGAAGAUUGAGAUCAAGGAUCUUGGCUCGCUGCACGGAACAUUCCUGAACGAUGACCAGCAUCUUUCGGCCCAUGACCCCGUCGAAUUACGUCAAGGUGAUGUUCUACGAUUCGGUGCGCCGAUCUGGCGGGGCAACGAACAAUUCGUCCCGAUCGUGGUCAAGGUCGACUUCCAAUUUUACACGCCUGACGGCGGCGCCUGCACCUUCCAAGUGCCUGACGAGUCUGACGAUGAGGACCUCGAUGAUUCCCAAUCCGACCACAGCGUUGAGAUGAUAACUGCCAAUGCUUACGAUGCCGUGACAAAGAGCAUAAUGUCCGCCUACGCCGCCGCCACGUGUGAGGAUUUGGUCAUUGAUUUGGCCGGCCCAUCUACCAGCCAGUCACCCAGAUAUGACUCCAGCUUGCCAGUCCCGUGUGACUCUCAGGCUCACAUCCAUGACGUCCGGGAGCCAGCAAACUUCGUCGAGGGGCAAGAUGAAACGGCAGAUGAUGUCAUCGAUGAUUCAACGACUGACUAUAAGUUUGGAGGCCCCGUGGCCAACGAGAAUCUGGGAGACAGAACUCUCCAUUCCGACGACAUGACGGAUCUUGAAUCAAACGAAUCCCCGAAUAUGGAUGUAGAUCACGCCUGGUAUGGAACUGUGGAGCAAGACGAUGAUGAAGACGCCGAGCAAGACGAUGAUGACCAGGACGCCGAGCAAGACGACGAAGACGAUUACCCAGACGAACAGUCGGAUAGCCAGAUGGAUAGCCUUGAAAGCCAGAGUGCCGAAGACAUGAUCAGCAUCAUCUCAGACGGCGAUUCCCACCGAUCUGAGGCGUCGGACUUGUCGGACGACGACAGUUUAGGCCUGGAGUCUAGGAACGAUUUCACUUCCUGGGAAGAAAUGUCAGGCACAUCUCGAGCUCCGCACUUUCCAGAAAUCAUUCGGUUGAUCGACUCUAUGUCGUCAUCCCCGCACCCACCGCGCCAGACUGUCGCCGGGACCAACACCGUCUCCAGCAUCGACUGGCUACUGAACAGCGAAAAGCCACGGAUGUCAAGUCCAAUAGUGGCUUGGGAGGAGCGAAUAACUCCACCAGAUUCUUCCCCGGCAAUUAUGACACGUCUCUGGACUGGGGGGGUCGACGAUUCCCAGCCGGGAGGCGAGAACAAGAUGACUCUCGAGGCGCAAAAGGCCGAACGCUCGCGACCGAUAUCGGUCAGAGACCUUUGCAACAAUGAAGAGCCUGUGGAUAGGCCAGGAAACUACGUGAACCACGUGCCGCGCGUACUCCCGCCAUUGGGGCAGAAGCAAGUAGCGCAGACUGGAACGAACGAAAAGGGUAACGACCGCAAGGCAAAGCGAAAAGCGGAAGAUAUUUCGACCACCACCGAUGCUGAGGAGCGGUGGGCUGGUUCCGUAUCUGAGAUACCGCCACUGAAUCCGCCCGUCGAUGAGACGAACACGCAGCCCGAGCCCCCAGCGGAGACCGUUCAAGAGGUUAUUACAUCGACGGGCCACGAUGGCGAGCAUCCCACGAUCGGAGAACCGGAGACUCAAGAUAGACCGGUGAAAAGAGCGCGCAUGAUGCGUGUUGCCGAGCGUCUGGGAUAUGCCGCUCUUGGUGGUGUCACGGCUGGAGCCAUGAUAGUUGGCACGCUUAUCUACACGGCCCCCACUUUCGGUUGA
Chaetomium globosum CBS 148.51 is the source of this 1983-nucleotide messenger RNA. RefSeq lists its product as uncharacterized. The record is from RefSeq and is a predicted model, not a curated record. The coding region runs from base 1 to 1983 and encodes 660 amino acids. The transcript is spliced from 4 exons. Gene Ontology annotation, molecular function: protein binding. Lineage: Eukaryota; Fungi; Ascomycota; Sordariomycetes; Sordariales; Chaetomiaceae.